This is a messenger RNA of Laetiporus sulphureus 93-53, 405 nucleotides long. RefSeq lists its product as uncharacterized. The annotation marks the transcript as partial. The record is from RefSeq and is a predicted model, not a curated record. The transcript has a single exon. Lineage: Eukaryota; Fungi; Basidiomycota; Agaricomycetes; Polyporales; Laetiporaceae.
CGGGCUCGCCUUCAUGUCAAUCAUAUCAUCUUUGCUCGAGCACGCACGCACAUCAGCAAUAGCCUGGUUAUGUUCUAUCCACAUGGCAACCGUUCAUCUCCCACAAUCGCAGGCUCUAUUGAACACAUUUAUAUCAUAGAUGGACAUCCUCGCUUCACUGUUCGUCGAUACCUCCCAGCAGUGUUGAACGGCCCGGAUCCUUUCACUCGAUGGUUCAACUUUCCAGCCCGAACAUGGUCAACGGAGAGGUCCCAAACACUAGAGAAGGUGAAAGUUCAGUGGGUGCUCUCACAGUUCGCUGAAUAUGCUAUUUUCAAGGAUCAUGUCAUUGUAUUAGAACUAAAUCAGGUAGGUAUUGCCCGUCUUCCUACUUGGACCACUCACUCACAUCUGUCCAAGAUGUAA